Molecule: messenger RNA, 3163 nt
Organism: Spirometra erinaceieuropaei
Lineage: Eukaryota; Metazoa; Platyhelminthes; Cestoda; Diphyllobothriidea; Diphyllobothriidae
Source: the annotation of a GenBank genome assembly
AUGUUUAAAUCACAGGGGCCAACUGAGGCUCUGAAGACUGUUCUUGGUGAUCCUAAUCGCAUUCGUUUUAUGGAGCUUUCAAUGGAGCACGAGAAACUGGUAGUCGAGUGGAGGCGAAUCAGCAAUUUUCUAGACGGUCUUCUGGCCGAAUAUAUGGACUCCAAAUCCUUGGACAUUGUUCGACGCUAUAAGAAAUUGCAAUCAAUUGCAAAAAGAAUAAUAUUUAAUUUACGCUUAAAAGACCCAACAUUUUUUACGAAAUUCACCUCUGGGCAUGAAGAUGACCCCUGCGAGGAGGUUUGUGGGAGCGUUUUGCAGAGUGUAGUCAAACAAAAGGCUCUUCUGGCAAAACAUGAAAUGAUCUGCGACGGUAAGUAACAGGCCGUUCGGUUGGUAUCCAUUUUAAACUCGUGAAAUGCGCGUCUGCGUUUAUUUAUAUUAGUAAAAAGAUUGAUAAUUUACCAUCGGACACCUCGUCAAAUUGUGCGCGUAACUUCAAGACGAACUAUGAUCUCCGACACUGUCCUUUAUAAAUGGAAUCUGGGUUUUGUUUUUUUAGGAAUUACUUUUAUGCCGCAAAUUUACAAAUGCAACUAUUUAUCGAAUAAGUAUUUGAAAACCGACAUUAAUUUCCAUCUCAAGAAAUUCUUCAUUUGAGUACUAAACACAGAGAUUGCUGUCACCUUUGGCCAUAUAAUGCAUAGGCGCUUCAUGAAUUUCAUUCAUUACCACCGCCAAAGACGGUCAAAAGUCACAUUUUCAUCGCUGAGUGUAGGUAAAUAUUUAAGCAUUUUGCAAGCCUACGGGAAGAUGGCAAACGUUAAAAACAAGUCCACAAAUCCAGCUUCUACCAUUUCGUCUAUCGGCAACCUGCACAAAGUAAGAAAACAGUUAUUCGUUGCCAUCAUUUUAUGGGGCCUACAAUGGGCAUAAAUGACAAAAAUACCAAGAAAGCUAUUAGUUAAAUGUGGAAUUAACACCGGAUGUCUAAUAACACAGGUUUAGUGAGAACUGCAAACAGUGCACUAUUAAUUUGUUCCAGGCAAUGUAAUCUGGCUGCAAAGUGUUCGGUUCUUGUCGAAAGCCAUGUCUGCUGCUGUAAUCCUUUAUUAUUUUAAAACAAAACUUUUGUCUUCCUUUUCUAAAGUUGAAACGCAAUAAGGAAGAGCACGUAUUUUUUCAUCAGUUGUAAUUUAUCAGAGAUGUCGAAAAUGAUAGAUAUUAGAAAUUAUGGUAAUUUUUUUGAAUACUAAAAAUUUACUGCAGCUCCAGUAACAAUAAUGGUAUAGUUGGACAAUUCCAGAAUGUAUUGUAUUUCUGCUUCGUACCACUCAAUGAAUUAGCAUCAUGAAAUGAAGAUUGCGUUCCUGACCUUUUGCGUUAUAACCCUGCCCUUGUGACGCCGUAUUUCACUGUGUUUCCCAGUAAAUGAAAUAAAAUUUAUUCAAAGGCCACACAUACACUAAAACCUUUCAUACGUUUGCAGCGGCUGUCUAAGACGCUGUCUGUGUUAACAUCGCCAUUCCAGCCGCAAGCGUUAUUUCGCACCCUUCCGCUUGCUCUUCUAGUCCACCGAGAUAUUCAGAAUUUGGACGUGCCUGCGAACGUAACGGAAAAAUCACUCUUUUCGCUUUUCUCUGCAAAAGCAUUGUGACUUUGAGUCCGGCCCACAUCAGUCCAAAACACCUUACUGAUAGUCAUUCUACUUCGAUCGACGAACUUGUGCCUUAUGUAUUUAAUUGUUAUCAAAAUGCAGCAAUCACCGACGUUAAAAUAUUGUAAUGCUCACGCCAAGUCCUCAACAAAUAAAAAUGCAACUACUUUGUGGUGGUUUACCUUCAAAAGAACGUACUUACAAAAUCUAACUCAUCUUCAGGCAUAUUGGCCAACCUGCUAUCUAGCAUCUUCUACAAAAUAGUUCGCAGACACAAAUGUGUUUUUAUUUCCUAACUAACCAUUCUUUUUCAAUGUACGAACUUCUAGUUACUAUUAGGGACUUUGUCCUUACCGAAAAUUUACUUUUGCAUAGAAAGUAUUUCACAAAUAUCGUUUUGCGUAACUCAAGCAUUAUACCAACUAUGUUUCACUAACAACCUCAGGUAAAGAACGUUACCAUUCUUGUAUGAAUAAUGUUAGGUUCAGUGUACCUUUCGUUAUUGGUAGGCUUCAGAACGCUUCGUUUUUUGUUUUUUGCUGAAAAAAAGCAGACAGCCGAGAAGCUCUAAAACACAAAACAUGUGACUAAGCCUGAUUAAAAAGUCAAGAAACGGGAGAUUUAAUAUUUAAAUGAAUAGUGGCUUUGUUGAUUAAGCUGCACUGAUAAGCCAAUGAUCACCAACUGGCAACCGCAAGACCUGUGCAGCUUGUUGUUAGAAUUCUAAAAGUCCGUGUCUUCCUAGGAAAAAGCCUGCAGAUUCUCGUGCUAAAUUAUUAUCUAGAGAAGUUUUUAUCGCAUUUUUAACGUUCGCUUUUAAUUUACUUGAUAGCGUAUUCCAUUAAAGUUGCAACAAAUAAUUGCGAGAAAUGUUUUUGCACCCAGAUACCGGAAGAAAACUUGCAUUAGUUGAUGCCUCUUCAUUCAAAGAUUUUAUUUUGCAUCAAGCUAUCUGUAAUCCUAAACUUCACAGGUAUGUGUUUGCGGAUGGACGCUAUAAAAGUCCAGUCGAUACUGAUGUUUUUUCUGCAAAUAUUAUUUAUGUACAGACAAUAAGAUAAGCACAUGCUACAGUAAAAUGCAGACACUUUACUGCAAACAGAUAAGGUUGUAGAUGAGAUGGUACCGACAAAGACAAGGGAUACCGGGAUAAGGUUGUACUUGAAACCCAAACAUGCGUAUUUCAUAUAAAUUACUUUCCAUUUUGUUUUGAUUGUAUGCAAAGCCACCUCUACUAUAACACAACUUUGCUGUUACUGCAUUUAAGCACGAAUAUUUUACUCUUUUGCUUUAAUCUAAGGGCUUUCAUCGGAGGAACUUUUGGCAGAGAUUAGGAAAUUGGAGCAAAAGAACGAAGACCUACAAGAACGAAUUGAUGGACUUGUGGAGGCUAUCAACCAAAUGGACGAUGAAUACCAAAGUUGUAAGGGUGAUACUUUCAUACGCCGUUAUCUCAUCUUAAAGAUGAAUGUAAAAUUUGUGUUUGAAAAGAACAGAAACAUGCAGUAA